Molecule: messenger RNA, 1506 nt
Organism: Brachypodium distachyon (stiff brome)
Lineage: Eukaryota; Viridiplantae; Streptophyta; Magnoliopsida; Poales; Poaceae
Product: KH domain-containing protein At5g56140
Exons: 7
Coding region: 233-1084 (283 amino acids)
Biological process (GO): regulation of mRNA splicing, via spliceosome
Cellular component (GO): nucleus
Molecular function (GO): mRNA binding
Source: RefSeq, a predicted model, not a curated record
CGCGCGGAGGGGGAAGGGAGGGCUCGCCUUGGCUCCUUCCUCUCCCCUUAUAAGCCCUCGUCCACUCUUCCUUCCCUCCCCCCUCUCUCCCUCCCCAUCUUGACCCCGCCGCCGCCACCACCUGCCGCAGCUUAGGCGCCGGGGAACUGGGGAAGGAAGCUGCCAAGCAACCCUAACCUAAUAACCUUCCCUGCGCGGCUGCGCCGCCGGUUGGAGAGGAGUAGCUGCCGACAUGUCGUACAUGGCGUACUCGCCGUCCCCCUCCACCACGCCGCACUCCCCGCGCAUCUCGGGCCUCCGCGCCUCCUCCGCAGCCGUCGCCGACCAGGAGAAGUACCUUUCGGAACUGCUCGCGGAGCGCCACAAGCUGAACCCGUUCGUCCCAGUGCUCCCUCAUAGCAUUCGGUUGCUCAAUCAAGAAAUUUUACGUGUUUCCUCACUAUUGGAGAACGCCUCUCUUUUAAAUCAAAGUGGCUUUGAACAUGGUAGUCCACUAACAUCUGGAGGAUUAUAUUCAAAUGGAGCAGCAACUGAUAUGAAUGGGUGGACAUCAGCAUUUCAAUCAGAAAGUUCGUCAGCUUAUAGCUGGCUAGGAGGUUCUCAAGGCAGCUCCUCGGGACCAGUUGUGAAGAAAACAUUGAGGGUUGAUAUUCCAGUAGACAAAUAUCCAACAUACAAUUUUGUUGGUCGCAUCCUUGGUCCUAGAGGAAAUUCAUUGAAGCGAGUGGAGGCAACUACUGACUGUCGUGUGCUAAUAAGAGGCCGUGGUAGCAUUAAAGAUCCAGCUCGGGAGGAGAUGAUGCGUGGGAAGCCAGGAUAUGAACAUCUGAAUGAACCCCUACAUAUAUUGGUAGAGGCAGAGCUUCCUGUUGAAAUUGUUGAUGCUCGUCUGAUGCAGGCCCGUGACAUCCUUCAAGAUCUUCUAAAGCCUAUCGAUGAGUCUCAGGACUUCUUCAAGAAGCAGCAGCUCCGGGAGCUUGCAUUGCUCAAUGGCACCCUCCGUGAAGAAGGGAUGCAAAGAUCUGGUUCAGCAUCCCCUUUCCACAACAGCCUUGGAAUGAAGAGAGCCAAGACAAGGGGGUAAAAACACCAAGUGUUACCAAGGGAGAACGAAUCAUCUGUCCUGAGGCUGAAACCGAGUAUGCCUAUGGGUUUGCCUUGCUGGCUAAUGGCGCAAAAUGGUCUCGCACCGCUAGCAUCGGAGCGGCCCGUACUUGAUAAUACAUAUAUCCGGAGUUGUGUUUGCUGCUACUGGAGAUGUUUGGUUAUGGCAACAUUGGGUGCUGGCUGUUCAGCUAUAUAUUGGGUUGUGCCAACUUUGGUAGCACUGUGGUUUGUGUGUAUUGUUGAGCUGAUGACUGGGGUUUGAUAUAAGGCUUUGUGCUUGUAUUUAAGUUUUUGAAGAAUGUGAUCCCAAUAAUGUUAUCUGUAUUGUAUUGACUUUGUAACUUGGUACAGCUUCAUUGCCUAUUAGAUAUGUACUGUAUACGCAUUGGGGUUUGUCAA